This is a messenger RNA of Lentinula edodes (shiitake mushroom), 1653 nucleotides long. Its product is annotated as multidrug efflux pump of plasma membrane. Gene Ontology annotation, molecular function: transmembrane transporter activity. Gene Ontology annotation, biological process: transmembrane transport. The coding region runs from base 1 to 1653 and encodes 550 amino acids. Lineage: Eukaryota; Fungi; Basidiomycota; Agaricomycetes; Agaricales; Omphalotaceae. The record is from RefSeq and is a predicted model, not a curated record. The transcript has 8 exons.
AUGAAAGAAAAGGCAAAUUUUAGCGGCUCUAACACCACCGCAUCAACAGCCACCAACAACUCAAUCCCACAACCGAUCUCUUCCAACACCGCCAAACCUUCGACCUCGGAAACGUCCAUCACCCAUGUUGAAAAUCGCUCUGGUCGUCGCGAUGGAAAGCGAGAGCUCACCGAAGAGGAAGCUUAUGACAAGCUUGGAUAUUCUUUUCCAACAUGGCGCAAAUGGAUGAUUCUCUCUGUCAUCUUCGCCAUCCAAGUUUCAAUGAACUUCAACGCGGCUGUAUACCCAAACGUCGCUCAGGAUCUUUCCGACCAGUUCAAUAUCAGUCUACAGGCAGCGCGCGUUGGCCAGAUGAUUUUCCUGGUCGCGUAUGCCUUUGGUAGUGAACUAUGGGCUCCUUGGAGUGAAGAAUUAGGACGAUGGCCAAUUCUCCAGGCUAGUUUAUUUUUAGUGAACAUUUGGCAAAUUCCUUGCGCACUUGCGCCGAAUUAUGGAACAAUCGUAGUAGGCCGUUUCCUCGGAGGUUUGUCUUCGGCGGGAGGCUCCGUAACUUUAGGAAUGGUAGCAGAUAUGUGGGACGCAGAUGAUCAACAGUUCGCCGUUGCAUUCAUCGUUUUCUCUUCUGUCGGCGGAUCUUCAAUCGGCCCGGUCGUAGGAGCCUUCAUACAAAAAUACCUCUCCUGGCACUGGAAUUUCUGGAUCCAACUCAUGUUCGGUGGCUUUGUCCAGGUGGUGCACUUCUUCUUUGUUUCCGAGACGAGAAGCUCGGUUCUCUUGGACCGGGAAGCGAAGCGGCUAAGGAAAGCAGGUCAAACGGAUGUUUAUGGACCUGGUGAACUUAAGGAACAUCGGUUCGAGAUGAAGGAAGUAUUGGCAACGUGGGCUAGACCUUUUGAAAUGUUCGCUCGAGAACCCAUUGUUUUGUGCCUCAGUCUGCUUUCCGGAUUCAGCGAUGGGCUCAUUUUUUGCUUCAUGGAAGCAUUCACCCCCGUAUAUUCACAAUGGGGUUUUGGGACGAUUGAACUUGGAUUGGCAUUUGUUCCGAUCAACAUUGGUUAUGUUCUGGCGUACGCGUCUUACAUGUAUCCCAUAAUCAAACAUCGCCGGAUUAUGAAAAAGGAUCCGACAGCUUUGUCACCCGAAAGUAGGCUUUGGUGGCUCUUAUGGACUGCCCCUUUGGAAGCUAUCGGUCUAUUCGGAUUCGCCUGGACCUCGUUUGGACCUCCGAGGGUGCCUUGGAUCGCUCCGAUGCUCUUUUCGGUACUCAUCGCUAUCGCCAAUUACUGCAUAUACAUGUCUACUAUCGAUUAUAUGGUCGCCGCGUAUGGUGUUUACUCCGCCUCUGCGACAGGCGGAAACGCUCUCGCAAGAGACUUCAUCGCAGGUGUCUCCGCCAUGUAUGCAACCCCUCUUUAUUCUAAUCUUGGUCCCCACUCCCUUCAAUGGGCAUCUACUCUAUUGGCGUUUCUCGCUGCUCUGGUCAUGAUCCCUAUCUAUGUGUUCUAUGUCAAGGGACCACAGAUUCGAGCGGCAUCGAAGUUCGCUCAAACGCUAGCACACGAACGCAUAGAGCAUAAGAAGCACGGAGGUAAGGGUGACGUGGUGAGUAUAGGGGAAAAAGCCCAGGCAGGUAAAAUGGAAGAGGGUGUAUAG